This is a messenger RNA of Aspergillus melleus, 471 nucleotides long. RefSeq lists its product as uncharacterized. The transcript has a single exon. The coding region runs from base 1 to 471 and encodes 156 amino acids. The record is from RefSeq and is a predicted model, not a curated record. Lineage: Eukaryota; Fungi; Ascomycota; Eurotiomycetes; Eurotiales; Aspergillaceae.
AUGGCUGACCACAACCUAUCUAGCUCCCCUCCAACCGCAGAGGCGGAACAGGCAAGUAUCGCUUACUACUGCCUGGUCGAUUUCUGCCCUGCCCUAAAUGGCUACGACAGCGACUACCACAGCCGUCUCCUCGAUCUAUUGGAGAACGGUUGCUACACCGUCUGGAAGGACUCCUUCCAGGGCAACGAGGAAUAUCAACAGCGCCCGGGCUGGUUCCGCGUCCACGUCAGCGCGGAAGUCCCAGAGGACAAGCAACACAAAGUGGUAAUCGAUAUCGUCCGGGGAAGGAUCAUCCAUAAUCGGGAGACCGCGCUCCUCAUGGAGAAUUACCCUGAGCACAACAGAUGUGCGGCUGACUUUCCGGGAUAUCGACAGGGAGAUGAAGCGGAUGAUGAUGGCAGUGUCGUCGGGCGGGUUCAGAGAUAUCUUGCUAACCUCCAGGGUUGGCCUGUGUUUCCUGAUACUUUUUGA